UGUUUCUGAAGUUGCUUAAAAACCAAUGAAGAAUCCACUUGGGCAUGCGCGUUAAAAUAAACGUCGGCGUGAUCCUUCCUUACGCUGCGGAGUUGAUAAUUGGGAAGGAUCUACUUUAAAUACCUGUCUAGAUUAGACUGGGCCAGGUGUAUCUGCGUGUUUGAGUCCAUUAUCUUGCAAAGAUGGAUUUCCAGCAUCGAGCUGGAGGGAAGACGGGUAGCGGUGGCGUGGCGUCUGCCUCUGAGAGUAACCGUGACAGAAGGGAGCGGUUGCGUCAGCUGGCCCUGGAGACAAUUGACAUUAACAAAGAUCCAUAUUUUAUGAAAAAUCAUUUAGGCUCCUAUGAGUGCAAGCUUUGCCUAACCCUUCACAACAAUGAGGGCAGCUACUUGGCUCACACACAAGGAAAGAAACAUCAGACCAACUUAGCACGGAGAGCUGCCAAAGAGGCAAAAGAUGCUCCUGCUCAGCCAGCUCCAGCGAAAGUGAAAGUUGAGGUCAAGAAGUUUGUCAAAAUUGGUCGACCAGGAUACAAAGUAACCAAACAGAGGGACCCAGAGACUGGACAGCAGUCCUUACUUUUCCAGAUUGACUACCCAGAGAUAGCUGAAGGAAUUGGACCCAGGCAUCGUUUCAUGUCUGCAUAUGAGCAGCGCAUUGAGCCUCCCGAUCGUCGCUGGCAGUACUUGCUGCUGGCUGCUGAGCCAUACGAGACUAUUGCCUUCAAGGUCCCCAGUAGAGAAAUUGACAAAGCAGAAAACCGCUUCUGGACCCACUGGAACAAAGAAACUAAACAGUUCUUCCUGCAGUUUCACUUCAAAAUGGAGAAAGCCAUUCCCCAGUCCAGUGGGCCAGCACCACCUGCAGGUGUGAAGCGGCCCCCUCCUCUUAUGAGUGGAGUUGGGCCUCGCCCACCAAAUGAGUCUAUGCCCCCUCCCCCACCAGGAGGGAUGCCUGUCCCCCCUCUACCACCUGGUGCGCCAGGUGUGCCCCAGAUGCCUCCUCAGAUGCCCUUACCCCCUAUGCCAAUGAGGCCACCACCUCCCGAGGGCCUUACAAUGUCUAGUAAUUGAUCCCAUACCAGUGGAUUAUUAUUGUUUUUUUAAUGAUCUGCAGUCACACUGCCCUGCCUGAAGAGAUGUCCAUUGUACUUUAGAUAUUUAGUACAUUCAGUUAUAUUUCUUCAGAUGAUGUUUAAAGUCCAAAUUAAGUACAUUUUGUACAUCUUUUUCUUUAUGUAAAUGCAUUGGGCAGUCUUAUUGUAAUAGUACAUAAGUGACCAUGUUUUCUAUAAAUGCUUUAGGACAUGGAGCUGUGAUUGGAAAAUGGUUCAUCUUCUACCAUUCUGUUUUUAUAAUUAAAUGCUGUG
This is a messenger RNA of Monopterus albus (swamp eel), 1369 nucleotides long. It is a transcript of the gene sf3a2, whose product is annotated as splicing factor 3a, subunit 2. Lineage: Eukaryota; Metazoa; Chordata; Actinopteri; Synbranchiformes; Synbranchidae. Gene Ontology annotation, cellular component: U2-type prespliceosome; U2 snRNP; nucleus. Gene Ontology annotation, biological process: spliceosomal complex assembly. Gene Ontology annotation, molecular function: zinc ion binding; nucleic acid binding. The transcript is spliced from 8 exons. The record is from RefSeq and is a predicted model, not a curated record. Bases 183 to 1073 code for a protein of 296 amino acids.